Molecule: messenger RNA, 1527 nt
Organism: Penicillium samsonianum
Lineage: Eukaryota; Fungi; Ascomycota; Eurotiomycetes; Eurotiales; Aspergillaceae
Product: cation:proton antiporter
Exons: 7
Coding region: 1-1527 (508 amino acids)
Biological process (GO): proton transmembrane transport
Cellular component (GO): membrane
Molecular function (GO): antiporter activity
Source: RefSeq, a predicted model, not a curated record
AUGGCCAGUGGUUUCCUCCCAUACCACGAGCCUGGAACUAUCGACAUUCUCAUUGUCGUUUCUUUCUUCUUUUUCCUUUCCCUUGCAAGAUGGGUCUCCGCGACGGCAAUCCAGGCCGGAAUUAUAGGUCAAAUCGCCGUCGGCAUCAUCUACGGAGUACCUUUGGCCAAUAUCCUUGAACAUCACUGGCAAGAGACUUUUGUUACUCUUGGAUAUGUCGGUCUGAUUUUGAUCAUUUUCGAAGGCGGUCUUGGCGCGCGUGUGGACUUGCUCAAGCAGAACUUCACUUUGAGUAUGAUCGGCGCCGCAACUGGAGUUUUAUUUCCUAUUGGUCUUUCAUACCUUUUGCUCUAUCUUGGUUUCGGAUAUGGCGCGGUUGAGACCUUCAUCAUCGGCGCAUCUCUUUCCGCUACUUCACUCGGGACCACCUUUGCUGUGAUCAGCUCUGCGUCGAGCUCGGUCAACCUCGCCGAGACUCGAGUGGGGUCCGUUUUAGUGAGCGCUGCUGUUAUUGACGAUGUUGUAGGACUUGUUAUGUUAAGUGUGAUUGGCGACUUGGGCAAACUUUCAGGCGAGGACAACAAUGUCAACCUAGGCUGGCUUAUCGGGCGCCCGAUAGUGGCAUCGAUAGGCAUGGCCGUCGUAACGCCCAUCGUCACCAAAUGGAUAUUUGCGCCUUUCUUCCGAAAGUUCAUUGAACACCGCUUUGCGCGAUUCGACCAUAUCUCCAACAUCAUCCUUAUGACCCUCGUUCUUUCGGCGUUUAUUGCCAUCGCUGGAUUUACUGGUACAUCGGUUCUAUUUGGUGCCUUUUUGGCAGGUGUAUUUCUCACUUACAUACCGAGCAAGCACCCCGAAGGACCAUUUGUUGUCAUGAGCCGCGAGGAAGGCGAGCGCGAGGCGGAAAAAAGCCCCACCUUCGUUCAUACCUUUGAGAAAUAUCUGUUAGGACCUCAGCAGUAUUUGAUGGAACCUUUGUUCUUCGCAAGUAUCGGCUUCGCGAUUCCAUUCUUGAAGCUGUGGACGGGGAAACAAAUUUGGAGAGGGGUGGUUUACACCCUCCUCAUGGCGUUUGCAAAGUGUGUUGUCGGAAUCUGGAUCCCCAUAUGGCAACUCGUUCUGGGGGGCAAGUCCCAAAGCAAGAAAGAGCAACAUGAACAGCAGAAAGGACCAGGACAACCCAAAAAUGAGGACAACACAAGCCACGAAAAACAAAGCAAGCAAACUAAUGGGAAAAGGUGGAAUCGGGCCUGGCUCGCCGCAACACUUUUAGGAUCUGCCAUGGUAGCACGCGGUGAGAUUGGGCUUUUGAUAAUCGAAAUCGGACACAACGAAACUCCGUACGUCAGUGACGAAGGUUUCUACACUGGCGUCUGGGCCAUUCUUUUGAAUACCAUCAUUGGUCCGGUUUCCGUCGGUCUCCUGGUUCGAUUCUACGCGCAAGAGCUCAAAGGGGGUGAUUGGGGAGUGCAGCGUCCUCCCCUGCCUAUCUCGGGCCAUGCUAUUAGUGGGCACGGUGCGGUAUAG